AUGGUCUCCCGCUUCGCCCUCUCCCGUCUCGCCCCCGCCCUCUCCCAUCCCCGUCUUUCUCCAGCUGUCUCCAGGAGGGCCUUCCGAGGCAUCCGCAGCUAUGCCACCUCCGAGAGCGACCACCAGGCCAGUCGCAUGACCGUUCGUGAUGCUCUCAAUGUAGCAAUGGAAGAGGAAAUGCUUCGCGACGAGACCGUCUUCAUCCUCGGCGAGGAGGUCGCCAGAUACAACGGCGCAUACAAGGUCACCAAGGGUCUUAUGGACAAGUUUGGCGAGAAGCGGGUCGUCGACACUCCCAUCACUGAAAUGGGUUUCGCUGGUUUGGCUGUCGGUGCCGCCAUGCAGGGUCUCCGUCCAAUCUGCGAGUUCAUGACUUUCAACUUUGCCAUGCAAGCCAUCGACCAGAUUGUCAACUCGGCGGGUAAAACAUAUUACAUGUCGGGCGGCAACGUCCCUUGCCCUGUUGUAUUCCGUGGCCCCAACGGCGCCGCUGCUGGUGUUGCUGCACAACACUCUCAAGACUAUGCCGCUUGGUAUGGCUCAAUCCCCGGACUGAAAGUCGUCAGCCCAUGGAGUGCGGAAGAUUGCAAGGGUCUUCUCAAGUCCGCUAUCCGUGACCCUAACCCGGUCGUCUUCCUCGAAAACGAAAUGUUGUACGGAGUUUCUUUCCCCAUGUCCCAAGAGGCCAUGUCAGACGACUUCCUCAUUCCUAUCGGAAAGUGCAAAGUCGAGAGAGCAGGAUCCGACGUCACCAUUGUUGCACACAGCAAGAUGGUUACUCACAGCAUGGAGGCCGCUGAGGAGUUGGCCAAAGAAGGUAUUAAUGCAGAGGUUAUUAACCUUCGCAGCAUUCGUCCUCUUGACAUCGAGACAAUCAUUAAAUCAGUCAAGAAGACAAAUCGUCUUGUGAUUGUUGAGGGUGGAUUCCCUGCUUUCGGUGUUGGUAGUGAAAUCUGCGCUCAGAUCGUUGAAAGCGAAGCUUUCGAUUACCUUGAUGCUCCCGUAGAACGCGUCACUGGUGCUGAUGUUCCCACACCUUACGCCACUAACCUCGAGGCUCUGGCUUUCCCCGAUACUCCUUUGAUCGUCAAGGUCGCAAAACGUGCUCUUUACCGCACGAACUGA
Molecule: messenger RNA, 1125 nt
Organism: Psilocybe cubensis
Lineage: Eukaryota; Fungi; Basidiomycota; Agaricomycetes; Agaricales; Agrocybaceae
Exons: 7
Coding region: 1-1125 (374 amino acids)
Biological process (GO): pyruvate decarboxylation to acetyl-CoA
Molecular function (GO): pyruvate dehydrogenase (acetyl-transferring) activity
Source: RefSeq, a predicted model, not a curated record